Messenger RNA from Carya illinoinensis, 1412 nucleotides. RefSeq names its product UMP-CMP kinase. The transcript has 9 exons. Gene Ontology annotation, cellular component: cytoplasm; nucleus. Bases 421 to 1032 code for a protein of 203 amino acids. Gene Ontology annotation, molecular function: ATP binding; UMP kinase activity. Gene Ontology annotation, biological process: 'de novo' pyrimidine nucleobase biosynthetic process; CDP biosynthetic process; UDP biosynthetic process. NCBI's taxonomy places the organism in Eukaryota, Viridiplantae, Streptophyta, Magnoliopsida, Fagales, Juglandaceae. The record is from RefSeq and is a predicted model, not a curated record.
AAGAGAAGCAGUUUAGUGGGGGCCCACUCAUCCCUUGUUCAUCCACCUCAGGUCAACUCAUUCGUCCGGGCGAUGCCAACGUGCGUAGUGAGUACACGUUUGUGGAGGCCAUACUUUGCGCACUGCUCGUUUGACGUAAUGCGUCAGUGAACUGAUACCAUAUCCAAGAACCCAGAUCAAGAAAGAGCACCCCAUAGAGAGACAGACGACGGGAGAGAUGUGGAGGCGCGUGGCUUCAUUUUCCCCAUUCAUUUCUUCCACCAAAUCAUCCAUUCUCAGCCAGUUGGUACCUACGAUGAAGAUUUGGGAAUCAUUUACCACAGAGGCACCCAUCCCGGGGCCUAUUUGCAAAGUUUCUGGCUACUGAGCUUCAUCUCAGUUAAUUUGAAGGAAAGCAUUUCUUGUCUGUUUCUUAUUUUGAUGCAGGUAAAUCAUGGAAUAUCCUCCAAAGAUAGCACUCCAUUCAUAACUUUUGUCUUAGGUGGCCCUGGUAGUGGAAAAGGUACACAAUGUGCAAAGAUUGUUGACACUUACGGAUUUAAACAUCUUAGUGCAGGAGAUCUGUUAAGGAGGGAAAUAGCUCGCAACAGUGAAUAUGGAUCCACGAUUCUUGACACAAUUAAAGAAGGACGGAUUGUUCCUUCAGAAGUGACUGUCAGACUGAUACGAAGGGAGAUGGAAUUGAGUGACAAUCACAAAUUUCUUAUUGAUGGUUUCCCGCGAAGUGAGGAAAACCGCAUAUCAUUUGAAAGAAUUAUUGGAGCUGAACCAAAUAUUGUGCUUUUCUUUGAUUGCCCUGAAGAAGAGAUGGUGAAACGAGUGCUUAACCGUAAUCAGGGCCGAGUUGAUGAUAAUAUAGAUACCAUCAAGAAACGUCUUAAAGUGUUUGAAGCAUUGAAUCUUCCUGUCGUCAAUCACUAUGCGAAGAAAGGAAAACUUCAUAAGAUCUGGGCAGUAGGAGCAGAAGAUGAAAUAUUCGAACAAGUUCGCCCAGCUUUUGCUGGAUGUGAGCAGGUGAUAAGCGAGAGUUAAUUGCGGGUGUCAACCAAAGUUCGAGCUAGGGCAGAUUUAGUUGGGAGUUAGGCUUUACUAAAAGCCUUUUAAAGAGUGGGAAUUCAGCAGAGGAAAACAUACAUAAGCUUAGAGGGAAAAUGUUCUUUAAUUGUUGUUUUUUUUUACUGUGUUUGUACAGAGAUUAGGCUGCAACAUAAAAUCUGUAGUGUUACUGCUCUAUUUCGAGUUCCCUUAUGUUUUUUAUAAUGCAAAAAAAAGGGAACUUUGGGAAACAAUUGCUACAGCAUGAGGAAAUGGGACUCGUUUCAUGUUUGAUGGAAGGUAAUUGCCACCCACCCACAGAAACUAAAAUUGUAUCAGACUCUUUGAAUAUACAUGAUUUUUUUUUCCUCUUUGAA